This is a messenger RNA of Monopterus albus (swamp eel), 3003 nucleotides long. It is a transcript of the gene cunh18orf63, whose product is annotated as chromosome unknown C18orf63 homolog. The coding region runs from base 295 to 2217 and encodes 640 amino acids. Lineage: Eukaryota; Metazoa; Chordata; Actinopteri; Synbranchiformes; Synbranchidae. The transcript has 14 exons. The record is from RefSeq and is a predicted model, not a curated record.
GGCAGCGUGAGAGGUCUCCUCACACAUCUUUAGCAAGGAACAGUUUUGUAUUCAAUUUGCGUAUUAAUUCUCAUAAAGCCAAGACUUACCCCAGAAAAUAACUAUUGUCACGUUGCUGUGUAACUGUUAUCAUAAAGUUACUAACAUAGCUAUCAGUGUGAAAUCUGGGGGGGAAAGUGAAAUUAUCUGUUAAUUAGCUGUGGUAGCUUCUUGGUAGCCUUAGCUGGUUUUAGCUAACGCUAAGUGGAAAUUGCACAGAUUGUUUCUUCUCGUGAUUAAAGGGGAUUAAAAAGCAUGAGCGCAGGAGUCCAGCACUUGUUUUUCCUUGGCCUUCCAGACCUGGGGCAGCUGGUCUGUACCACCCUGACUCUGCAAGAGGAGGAGGAUGAGCCAAGGAACAAACAGAUCAAGGCCUGCAGAAAGCUGGUGCUGCUGUACAAGGAUGUUUUGGCCUCUCCUGCUCAGGACUCUGUCACUGGCAUCACAGUUGUCAUGGCUAUCCCGUUUUUCCAGAAAGGAAUCGUCCAGGCGUUUGGACAGAGACACUGUUUUCAGGUAGGCUCGCCGCAGCGUGUGCUUCCAGGUGUCCUCCAGUAUUGCUUGUCCUACUCUCUGAUCAGCAGACUGGCUCCCAGCUGGAACAAAGUGGGACUCUACCUCAUCUCCGGAAAUGACUUUCUGAGUGAAGGGGGGGUGCUGAACGCUGUCAGCAUGGGGCUGAGCACCAGUGAGGGUCAGCUGUGCAUUAGUGUUGAAGCCAGCACUGUCAGACUGCCCCCAGUCGCACUGGAGGACUUCGACUUCCCGCCCAUAGUGCUGAGCAGGUUCUGCAGUGACCCUGACUCCUGUCUUGAUCUUGAGCAGGCCAGAUGGUGUCAUGUCCUGCCCAGCAUGAGGAGAGGUGAGAUUAUCGCCGUCCGCCGCCAGCUUCCUAGUGACGGCCCGUUCAGGACCUACGGAGACCUACAGAACCACUGGAACAGCCUGUACGGUUACAGGCUUCCUGAGCUUGCAGAGCAGGAGCUGGUGUACUGCAGUGUCUGCUUCAGGCUGCUGGGAAACAGACUCUUCACCUACCCUCUGAGCUGUAUCCGCAUGCAGCCGGUGCAGCGCUGCCCUCGGGUCGACCUGCACCAGACGCUGGGCUCCUUCCUGCCUGACAUCAGGGACACACUGCAGAGUGUGUGUGGCUUCCCUGCACGUCUGACCAGCAAACCCCGUGUCCACACGGUCGCUCCGAACACCACUACAACAGUACAGGAGCUGAAUAGUCAGGUCAGCACGAUGUCCUCCUCCAAGCUGGACAUUUCUCAGGUCGCUGCUCUUCCUCCUCCUCAGCCUGUGAAGCCUUUCUGUUGGUCACAGCCACCGGCCUGGACCCCCCUCUCCCAGCAGGGCGGCGCUCCGGGGCAGAGCCAGGGCUGUCAAGGAGACAGAACCGGGCCUUUGUCAUUGUCCUUCUCCUCUACUCUUACACACUUCCAGGCACCUUUGUGCCUUACCAGCUCCACUUCUUCCUCCUCCUCUUCAGCCCACUCCUCUGGUCCUGGCCCAAGUCAAACUCCAGUAUACUCCCCUCAUAAAUGUGUUCCUGUAUUCAAGAGCAAGUGUUCAUUGCAUCCAGGCAGUGAUGGGCUGCAGCCAGCCCAGAACCAGUGUCUGAGUGGCAGAGUGGUGGAAAGGGCCACAGUGACUGCAUUCGAUAAAGGCGCUGAUUCUCCUUCCUCAUCCCUCCCAGCUCCUCCCCCUCCCACCGUCCCUCACUUCAACCAUUGCCCUAAGCGUUACAGCAGCACUGAUCCUCAGCCGCCAGCUCACCCCAAACUCAAGCGCAUCUUUGGCCCUGAGAUUGUCCUCACUCCAAACCAGGAGAUUAAGUCCAAGUCUGGCCCCAAAACCAGCUCUGAUGGGGAAGCUGUUGCUUACUCCAGCAGUGGACGGCAGGAAAAGGCAGCCAAACAGCCAUCAGCUGCACCACCUGAGCCUCCUCGACCUCCACCAUCUUCUGCUGUCUCCAGCAAAGAUACCUGCAGCAGCAGCCGACAGGAAGUUGUGUUAGAGUCGAACGUGAUGCAAGACGUGGAGGAAAUGGCCAGAAGUCACCAGCUGUCCAGGCUGAGCUGUGCCACUCUGUCCUCUGAAAGGAAGGGGUGUGCUGGUCAAGGCCAGACACUAGAAGGAGCACCUGAUCUUGAUGAUCAUGGAAAGUCUGACUGAGGCCUACACACACAUGGCCACACGCAGACACACACACACUCACACACGGACACACACUGUAUCUGCCUAAUAGGCUGGAGGGUAUUCACGCUGUGCUCAGCUCCUCGUCUAAAGAUUCGGUGUCAGAUCUGGCUGUUAUCAGUCUGAUUCAAAGGGCGCAGAUAGAACAGAUGAGAAAAACUCAUCCUCUAAUUGAAAUGCUGACAAUUUGCCAAAAUGACUUUUAGUUCCAGAUAAAGUGUCUGUGAUGCCCACAGGAAGCUACACAGUGAAGCCACUCUGGUGUUGUGUGAUGGUCAGUGUCACAUAGUUCAGGCUGACGAGCAGGUCACCGCCAUCACCUCACUCCAUUUGUUUGAUUAAUGACCUCACACUGGUGUUUAGAGUCGCUGCUGUGACAGACAUUUCUCCUGCAGGUCUAAGGGGCUGUCAUUUAUUCUCUGCCACUGUUGGUUUAGUUUCUUUUAUUCUGUGAGGGUAGGUUUUUCUUGUUGCCUUUAAAUCUCAGACAGUCAUCAUCUACCUCUGUCAAAUCCAGGCAUUAAAAUUAACCACAUAAAUUACUUAAGUGAAGAGUUAUAUGGUAUUUACAAGUUAUGUUAGGUCGUUUCCUCAAAGUUAAACUGCAGGUUUGUCCAUUUUUCACUUGUUAAAAAGAGUGUUGUGAGUUCGAAAUCACUGACGUAGAUCUGUUGACCAGUCUGUUUUCUACAGCCAGUAAUGUGGUUGUCACUGCUGCCAUGUUGUUCAUGUACAGUUUAUAUUAAAAAUCAGUUUGAAUUUGAA